GGUAUUUUCAUUUUGAAGAAAUGUGACAAGUUUUCCAAAAGACACGUUUGCCGACCGUUUACACUGAUAUCAGUACAGAUCUUAAGUUUGUUUACCAUUUACAUAAUCAUAUAAUCUAUAUAUUUGUCUCGAUCAGAACAAGUUUAAAGUUAUCGUGAGCUAUUCCUGAAACUUUUUGUGCUAUUUAAAACCAACCUCCAACCCUUCUAAACCCUGCGUUGUUGACAAUCUACACAAAAAUACUGAUAAAAUCUAUCAAUUACUAGUUAAAUGUGAGAAACUAAAGAUAAUAAUUGACUGACAUUAACAUUCAGACAAAUCUGUCACCAUGGCAACAAGUGCUUUGCACGUCACCUUCCUGUGGGAAGCCAGUAAGCCCAGCGAACGAAUGAUUGAACAGUACCACGAAAUAGAGACGGAGUUAUCCCUGGCGGUAGACGAUGCAGACCUUUUUAACUCCGAGGUUGGAGAGGAUAUCCUGAACGCUAUGACCAUGUACGACUUAUUGCCGCAAGCAGACGGAAGUAUGACGAAGAAUCGAAUGGAGAAUGCGAUAUGUUUCUGUGAUGCGAUGGCAGAGGUUUAUCUGACUGUACCGGUUGAGAGACAGCCAACUCUCACUGAUACCCUCUAUAAAACCGGUGUAACGGACGCUAUUCUCUCCAUUAUGAGAGCUGACUACCCGACUCUAAAACCUGACGAUAUGUACCUCUUCUCAGCCUUACAGAUGUGCAGUGCUACCCUCAUAGUGUCCCUAGGAACCAAGAGAGCAGAGAACGACAUCACCCGAACAGAUUACUCUCACCAGAGGCUGUGCAGGCAGAUCAUCCCUGUUCUCCAACAUAUCGUGUAUAACAGUCCUUGUCUUGCUACCGUUCUGGUGAUGUUGAAGUAUCUACUGGUGUUGGGUUCUACUCACAAGCCCUUUUUCAACGAGAUCCUGGGGGAGUUCCACGGAGUUUUAGAAGAGUUUCUAAAACCAGGAGUGCUGAUAACACAUUGGAACUCUAGGAUCCCAGCCCGUCAGAUCGAGCUGCUCAAGUCUCUAACCCCCUACAUGCCUGGGGAGGUCAACUGUUUUGUCAACAUCCUAUCUUGGUUCAUCUACGAGAUCCCAUCUAGAGGAAUGAUCGAAUCAGAUUUGGACAAGAUAAUGGAAAAGGAAAGUUUGCUAGAAAUUUACUGGAAGAUCCUGAACGAGCCAAUCCCGAGCACUUAUUUCAGAUACGCCAAGAGCAAGGUGAUGCUAUUCUACAGCUCCCUUUGUGAAGAAGGGCCCCAGUACAGCAACAAGCUGAUCGAGAAAUUUGGUGUUUGCGGUUUUCUAGAUAAGAUUCUCCAAGAUGUGCAGAUCGACCAGAGAUGCUACUUCCCACUAUCCUGUCUGGCCAAGAACAUGAUUAUCUGCAUGAACCCUCUCCACAAAGACAACUUGUACCCAAUGGACAAAGCAGUGGAACUUAUUUACGAGGACUAUGGUAAAGAUGACGGACUAGUACAGACAGAGGUUCUUCAGUACAUGCCUGGUAUGAAGAAAAGUAUGCAGAUUAAGGUUGGAAAACUUCUAACGGAGUUUGCUUUUGAGUUGAGAAACGCAUUCAUGUCAGAGUUCGCUAUUACAAACGAGAGAAAGAAAGUUAAGAAAACAAAGAGCUUCAAAGCAGUGCGAUUCAGUGGAAGCGAUCAGAUAGAUGAUGUAAUGGACCUUAAACCGGAAGAUGAGAAGUCAACAAAGUCGCCAAAGAAAAGUAAGAAACAGAAACGGAAACAGAAACUGAAAGAAGAGCAGGAGUUAGAGAAAGCGAAUGCAGAAGCUGAGAUAGAAAAAGUUGAAGCAGAAAAAGAGAAGGCAGCACUUGAGAAACAACAUAGUGAGGGAAUCUUGACAAAUGCUGUGGAAAUCAAGCAUACUACCUUACAGGGAUAUCUAGAGAAUUUAUAUGGAGAAGAAUACACCUUGUACCUACCCACUUUCGCUCAAAACGGUCUUUAUCUCACCACGAAAAGAAAGAUAUUCUACAACUGUUUGGAGGAGGUAGACAGAGAGCUAAUGUCAGCUGUGUGUACAGUGUGCAACGCCGCCCUCAACAAGAUCCAAUGUAAAGCUUGUUCCUUCAAAUACUGUUCCCCAGAGUGUCUCAACAAAGACACUAAUGACCAUACCACCUACUGUGACCUUAAAAUCCUGGAGAGGUCGUUGCAUGAAGCGGUUGUAAGCUAGUUUUAGUGGGAUUUGUUUCUUUUUGUUGUUGCUAUAUUUAAACAUUAAGUUAAUUAUGGUAUGAUGGUAUGAUCAUGUACAGUUGAUAUAUAUAUACACGGGAUUGUCUAUUUGGAAGAACCUCGGCUGUUGGAGGACACGUGAAUAUUUUGGAAUACGCUAAAUAUCAACAUUGAACAAGGAUGAGGUGAUAAACAGCUAAUACUGGAGACAAUGCCCAGUUCGAGAACAAGAACACAAUCAGUGUAACAGUGUACAGGAGAGUUGUAAUGUAGUUAUGAAGAUCUGUUAAGAGUAAAUCAUCAUUAGUAAUUAGUAUUUUCUACUUAUUUCAACUUUAAUUGGUUGAUAUUGGUUAAUUGGAGACGUAAUUAAGGUUUGGAUUAAGAUUCCCGCAAGUAUUGCUCGCAUCACUGUUUACAAUACGUAUCACUUAUUGUGUUGAUCAAUUCCGGUAACAAUCUGCGUCCCCAUCCGAAUUAACCUUUAUUAUACAUAGGAUUUUUCAUUUUAUAUUUGGUUUUGUAAAAUUUUAUGCUGGAUGUAAUCUGUAUUUAAACUUUAUUUGUUGACAAAUUUAUUUUAUCAAUCAAAAUUUAAUCUCGGAUAUU
Messenger RNA from Bolinopsis microptera, 2832 nucleotides. RefSeq lists its product as uncharacterized. The transcript is spliced from 13 exons. The coding region runs from base 329 to 2221 and encodes 630 amino acids. The record is from RefSeq and is a predicted model, not a curated record. Lineage: Eukaryota; Metazoa; Ctenophora; Tentaculata; Lobata; Bolinopsidae.